Molecule: messenger RNA, 459 nt
Organism: Aureobasidium melanogenum CBS 110374
Lineage: Eukaryota; Fungi; Ascomycota; Dothideomycetes; Dothideales; Saccotheciaceae
Exons: 2
Coding region: 1-459 (152 amino acids)
Biological process (GO): RNA processing
Molecular function (GO): ribonuclease III activity
Source: RefSeq, a predicted model, not a curated record
AUGGAUUCUUUUCAGCAACAAGAACAACGACGACAACAGCAACGAACCGAAGAACUGAUCGGCUACCGGUUCCGUUCAAACAAAUAUAUCACAGAGGCAUUGACACUUUGUGUCCCAGGCGGGAACUACAGACUUGCUGUCGUUGGUGAUUGCAAGAUGGGUUCUGCCAUGGUAGAUGAAUGGUAUCUCGGUAAUACACCCAGAAAGAACUGGACCACAAUGCGCGAGAACCUGCUAGGCAAUAUCAACCUUACCAGAGUUACACGUGCGACAGGUCUUGCCGCCUGCGUAAUGUCUGAAGGCCUCCCUUGCUCAGACAAGCAAGCCGCGACGUUUCUCGAAGCCGUCAUUGGUGCCGUAUAUGUUGACUCAGGUUACGACAUGGAGAGAGUAAAAUCGGCCAUGAAGACUCUGGGCAUUCUCCAAGUGGUAGUGUUUUCUCCUCUCCGCCCUGACUAA